This is a messenger RNA of Salvia miltiorrhiza (redroot sage), 525 nucleotides long. RefSeq names its product secreted RxLR effector protein 161-like. The transcript has a single exon. Bases 1 to 525 code for a protein of 174 amino acids. The record is from RefSeq and is a predicted model, not a curated record. Lineage: Eukaryota; Viridiplantae; Streptophyta; Magnoliopsida; Lamiales; Lamiaceae.
AUGCAAAACAUUCCUUAUGCCAAUGCCAUAGGUUUUGUCAUGUAUUUGAUGAUAAGCACUAGACCUGAUAUUGCUUAUGUUGUUUCUUGCCUUAGCAGAUACAUGGCUAAUCCUGGAAUGCCUCAUUGGGAAGCUGUUAAAUGGUUGCUCAGAUAUUUGAAAUCUACUGUGAAUUAUGGUCUCUCUUUUGAUAAAUCUGAUGAUGGGGUCAAAUGUGUUGGUUAUGUUGACUCUAAUUAUGCUAACAAUAAGGACAAUAGAAAGUCUACCACUUCCUAUGUGUUUACUCUCUGUGAUUUUUGUAUUAGCUGGAAAUCUCAAUUGCAGAGGAUUGUGGCCUUAUCAACAACUGAAUCUGAGUACAUUGUAGCCACUGAGGCUGUAAAGGAAGCAAUUUGGCUGAAUGGAGUCCUAUCUGAACUUCAACAUAUUGAUGAUAAACCCUUGUUGUUCUCUGAUAGUCAGUCUGCAAUUCAGUUGUGCAAAAACCCUGUGUUUGUAGAUAGUCAGUCAGUCUGCAUAUGA